This is a messenger RNA of Sesamum indicum (sesame), 2033 nucleotides long. Its product is annotated as acetate--CoA ligase CCL3. Lineage: Eukaryota; Viridiplantae; Streptophyta; Magnoliopsida; Lamiales; Pedaliaceae. The record is from RefSeq and is a predicted model, not a curated record.
GUUACCAACCUAUACAUAUAUACUAUUUGGUUAUAUAUAUAUGUAAUGUAUGUGAGUUAAACACACACUAGGACACCAUCAAACGCACGCAGAAGAGAGGCAUCUCCGGGUCAUCAGAUGGGUGGUGAAGAGAGAGACAUAGAUGAUCUGCCCAAGAACCCAGCUAACUACACCGCGUUAACGCCGCUCGGGUUCCUGGAGCGGGCAGCGCUAGUGCACCCGACCCGGAAGUCUGUAGUCCAUGGGUCUGUCACUUACACGUGGCAGCAGACCUACCGUCGAUGCCGCCAGCUUGCUUCCGCCCUUACGAAGCGGGGCGUUACCUUCGGCAGCACCGUUGCAGUGAUUGCACCAAACAUUCCAGCCAUGUAUGAAGCUCAUUUUGGGGUUCCAAUGUCUGGUGCUGUACUAAAUGCUGUCAAUGUCCGUCUCAAUGCACAGACCAUUGCCUUUCUGCUGGGCCAUUCACAAUCUGCUCUUAUUAUGGUGGACCAAGAGUUCUAUACCUUGGCAGAGGAAGCUUUGAAAAUUUUGGCAGAUACAAGCAAAAAUGGGAAAUUUAAGCCUCCAAUUUUGAUUGUUAUUGCAGAUGAAAACUGUGAUCCAAAGUCACUUCAAUAUGCACUGGAAAGAGGAGCAGUUGAAUAUGAGAAGUUCCUGGAAACGGGUGAUCCAGAGUUUGCAUGGAAACCACCUGAGGAUGAGUGGCACAGCAUUGCCUUGGGCUAUACUUCUGGUACAACAGCUAGUCCUAAGGGGGUCGUUUUGCACCACCGAGGGGCAUAUCUCAUGGCUCUGAGUAAUGCUGUUGUAUGGGGCAUGAAUGAAGGAGCUGUUUACCUGUGGACUUUGCCCAUGUUCCAUUGUAAUGGCUGGUGUUUCACUUGGACUCUUGCAGCGCUUUGUGGGACGAGCAUUUGCCUUAGACAGGUCACAGCUAAAGGUGUCUACUCAGCCAUAGCCAAUCUUGGUGUGACCCAUUUCUGUGCUGCACCAGUGGUUCUCAAUACCAUUGUAAAUGCCCCCAAAAUUGAAACGAUCCUUCCCCUCCCCCGUGUCGUCUAUGUGAUGACGGCAGGUGCUGCUCCUCCCCCUUCAGUUCUCUUUGCAAUGUCACAACGAGGCUUCCGAGUCACACACACUUAUGGGCUUUCUGAAACUUAUGGGCCCUCAACUAUAUGUGCGUGGAAGCCCGAGUGGGAUUCACUACCACCAGAAGACCAAGCCCGUUUAAAUGCACGACAAGGGGUCCGAUACGUUGCCCUAGAGGGCUUGGACAUUGUUCAUACCCAAAACAUGACACCUGUCCCGGCUGAUGGGAAAACAGUUGGAGAAAUUGUAUUCAGGGGCAAUGCUGUGAUGAAGGGCUAUCUCAAGAAUCCCAAAGCAAACAAAGAGGCUUUUGCCGGUGGCUGGUUCCAUUCUGGUGAUCUUGGUGUAAAGCACCCAGACGGCUAUAUCGAGAUCAAGGACAGGUCAAAGGAUAUAAUUAUAUCAGGAGGUGAAAACAUCAGCAGCGUGGAGGUGGAGAAUAUUCUGUACCAGCACCAUGCAAUAUUUGAAGUUUCGGUGGUGGCCAGGCCAGAUGAGCAAUGGGGGGAAUCGCCUUGUGCAUUUGUGACGUUAAAGCCAGAUGUCGAUGCAUCUGACCAGCAACACGUAGCCGAAGAUAUAAUGAAGUUCAGUCGAUCAAAAAUGCCAGGAUACUGGGUUCCAAAAUCAGUUGUCUUCGGACCGUUGCCUAAGACAGCCACCGGGAAAAUACAGAAGCAUUUGCUGAGAGCCAAAGCGAAGGAGAUGGGGCCGGUGAAGAAGAGUAGGUUAUAAUACAGAAGCAUUUAUUGAGGAUCACUAAGCACUUAUUUUCCGGCAGAAACAUGGACGACAUCCCCUUUCCUAAACCCUUUACCACAGUUGAAAUUAUGAUUAUGUGCCUGUAAAAUUUGUUAUAUCCAUGCUCACAACUUCAGCUUGUAUUAAUAAAAGACAGCGUUUUUGUCGGAAUCCUUAAGGCCAAUGAUCUUUUGCAUUCA